AUGCCAGAGAGCGACGCGCCGCAAGCGCUUGCCGGCGUGCACAGCAUUGCGGCGAUGUUGAACCAUCCGCGACACCUGCAGCACCCAAUCGACCCCAGCGCUGGGCGCUUCGGCGCGAUCGGCAACGCUUCACAGCUGGUGCCGCUACCUGAAGGCGACGCCAACGUGAUGGAUGCCUAUAUCCAUGCAUACGAAGCCAAGUACAGCCGAUUUGUGCAUGAGCAGGCGAUGCAGUCGGAAAAGAGGCAGGGGAACGCGGGCGCGCAUGUGCCGCGCCGCCUGCCGCCGCUGAGCACCGUUCCCCAGGUCUUUUUCAGCUCCGAAUUCGAUCUGAGCAACCAGUAUACAUUCGACCUCGUCACCGAGCGGUACAAACAGAGCACAGCACUCGCUGAGGACCCUGAUGCUCCGGGAGCGGAGGCUGCGCAGUACAGUGUUGUGCUAAACCAGAUGCUGCAAGAGAAGCUGAGCUACUACUCGGAUACGAUCGAACAGCAUCUCGUCGUCGAGAUCGGCGCGCAGAGCUCGUCCUUCUUUGACGCGCUCGAGACGCUGCAGAGUCUCGGAAAAGAGACGUUUGCAUGCCUUGGCGAGAUGGAGACGCUCGAUCAACAGGUUGCGUGCGUCGCGGCGCAAGUCGAAGAUGCAGUGCGCGCCGCUACCCUCUCCAAGCAGCGCCGCGACUGGGAGGAGCGUGUGGCGCUCCUUGAGCGUGUGCGCCAGCUCGCCGAGCGCCGCGAUCUACUUCUGCUCCUUGUGCAGCACGGCGAGCUGGAGGACGCGAUCGCGGUGCUGGAAGAAUUGCGCGUGUCUCUCUUGGCGCCAGACAUGCAAUCGAUCGAAGCACUGCGCGCCAUCUCGCCGCAGCUCGACGAGGUUCGCUCGAGCAUUGCGACGACCUUGCAAGAGGAGCAUGCGUCGCUCACAGAGAGCGCGAUCCUUGCCGAGGAUGCGCUCAAGCACUUUUGUCUCAGCGCGGCGACCGACCCAAAAGCGAGCGCGACGAGCGCAUUGGACGAAUCGCACGCCAUGCCUGCCGUGCCUACAAAGCCAAUUGGCGCUGUGCUUGGGCUUUUGGCGCGCAUCCACGCCGUAGAUGCUGCAUUUGAGCACGCCAAGGAACUGGCAGGCGCGCGCUUCAAUCGCACUGUCGCUGCGCUCCUUACGCUCAAUGCAGAGCAUGCUUGGGCCGCGGCGCUUCCCGAUGCAGACGCCGCACGAGACAUGCAUCCCGUGCUCGUGCAACUCCGCGAUGCGGAAUGGCCCGCGUACAAAGUGUCGAUUGCUACGCUGUUGCGUGCGCUAUUGCUUGCCGCACAAUGGAACGAGGCACAGUACGAGGCACAGCGCUCUACGGGCGUUGCGCUUGAUUCCAGCGCUCUAGCGCUUCUCGCGGCCUCUUCGCAGACUGCUUGGGCGCGCGCACAGCGCAUCGCAACGUUUGCAUUAGCGCCGCGCGCUCCGCGGCUUGCCGCACUGACACUCGAACAGUACAUGCCCUACUUUAUGCUUCUUUGGCGCUUUAUCCAGCUCGUUGAUGCACGUGUGCAGCGCUCUGUGGUGGGCCUGAAAAGUGCCGUGCUUGCACAGACCAAAGCGUUCCUUGUACAGCAACACAAGGCGCGUGUGGAGCGAGCAGUGAAGGCCGUAGAAGAUGAGAUUUGGUCGCCGAUACCCAUUCCUCACGACAUUGCGUUGCUUGUGCAGCGCAUGCACGAUGCUGCAGCCGCCGAUCCAGACGUGUAUUGCUGCGCGCUGCAGCUGUACGACGAAUCGGUAUUGCCUGCGGAGCCCACAGAACCCACCGAACGCACAAUCCUUGUGCAUGGCCACGCAUUUCACAUGGUGCGUGCGACGACGACGGUGCUGCGUCUUUUGCAAGACUAUGCACGCGCCGUGGUGAACUUGCCCAUGUUUGCCGCCGAGACGCUGGGAUGGUGUGUCGAGUUCUUGAAGCAGUUCAACUCACGCACUUGCCAGGUUGUGCUUGGCGCAGGUGCCAUGCGCUCUGCUGGCCUGAAGAAUAUCACGGCGCGGCACCUUGCGCUUGCGUCGCAGUCGCUUUCGUUUAUGCUAACUAUGAUAGUGCCACUGCGGAAACUCAUCCAGCGCCACCUUCCACCGGCACAGUCGGUGCUGCUGACCGACUUUGACAAGCUCCAGCGCGAUUUCCGCGAGCAUCAGCAUGAGAUCCAUGCGAAAUUGGUGUCGAUUAUGGGCGAUCGCAUUCAGGCGCAUUCGCGCGCGCUGCAAGCGCUGCAGUGGAAUGCGCCGCUGCAAGACGUGGCGCCGAGCCGCCCAGCGCAGGACUUGGCACGGGAGACAGGCACGCUGCAUCGCGUCAUGACCCAGUUCCUCGAGCCGAGUGUGGUGAAUGCGAUCGUCGGCAAAGUAUUCCACGAUAUUGAUAUGAGUAUUGCCGCUGUGAUUACGCGUGUGGAUAUGGGGACUGGUGAUGCGCUGCGGCGGAUCACAACUGAUACGGAGCAUAUCGCACAGAAACUGCGAGACUUGGACGAUGUUGCGUGGAAAGGACAGUAUAUUGCAGAUGCCGUGAAGAAUAAACCGCCGCCGCGGCCGGUAGCGACGCCGCGUACGUCGACAGAGAAAAGCGAGACGCCACUGGCGUAUCUGCCGAGGUUUGGCAUUGGAAAGCGGCUUCCUGCGACUUCAUCGCCGCGUUUGAAUCCGAUUGAGUCAUUUGAGCAGCCUCGGCCAAGCGUCGAUGGAAGGGGUGCGAAGGAGGGAGAGAAAGAAGAGGAUGCUCGGAGAGGGAGUGUCCAGGAGGCUGUCCCGAAAGAGGGUGUCCAGGAGGCAACUCGUGGCACUGCCAAGGAGACUGCUCAGGAGACUGUCCAUGAGGCUGUUCAAGAGACUGCAAAGGAGACUGCCAAAGAGACUGCCAAGGACUCUGUUCAGGAGACUGUUCAGGACUCUGCCAAGGUGGCUGUUCAAGAGCCUGUUCAGGAGACUGCCAAGGAGACUGCCAAGGACUCUGCCAAGGAGACUGUUCAAGAGCCUGUCCAGGAACCUGUCCAGGAGACUGCCAAGGACUCUGCUAAGGACUCUGCUAAGGACUCUGCUAAGGACUCUGCUCAGGAGAUCGCCGAGGACUCUGCCAAGGAGACUGCAAAGGAGACUGCAAAGGACUCUGUUCGGGACUCUGCCAAGGAGGCUGCUCAAGAGCCUGCCAAGGAGACUGUCCAUGAGGCUGUUCAAGAGACUGCAAAGGAGACUGCAAAGGAGACUGCAAAGGAGACUGCCAAAGAGACUGCCAAGGACUCUGUUCAGGAGACUGUUCAGGACUUUGCCAAGGAGGCUGUUCAAGAGCCUGUCCAGGAGACUGCCAAGGACUCUGCUCAGGAGAUCGUCGAGGACUCUGCCAAGGAGACUGCAAAGGAGACUGCAAAGGACUCUGUUCAGGACUCUGCCAAGGAGACUGCCAAGGACUCUGCCAAGGACUCUGCCAAGGACUCUGCCAAGGACUCUGCCAAGGACUCUGCCAAGGACUCUGCCAAGGACCCUGUUCAGGACUCUGCCAAGGAAGCUGUUCAAGAGACUGUCCAGGAGACUCCCAAAGAGACUGCUCAGGACUCUGCUCAGGACUCUGCUCAGGACUCUUCCACAGAGAUUGCCAAGGACUCGGCUCAGGACACUGCUAAUGAUCCCAUUAAGGACUCUGCCCCAAUCACUGUCCAAACGCUGAGCUUAGCUGCCUCCAAAGACACCGAUGCAAAGCGCACCUCAGGCCUUACAUCCGAGCUGCAUCCAAGUCAAAUACCGCUUACCCACACUACGAAUACAAACCCACAAGAAAUGUUGCACACACAGCGCACUGCAGCGCCGGAACCUGCACACCAAGCAAUGCAGCCUGCAACGCAAGCGCCGGAAACGUCCUCCAAGUGUGCAAGCACAAACGAGCCCACUGUGCCACUCGAGCACCCCAACGUCUUGGGAAAAGAUGCGCUUGUAACAAGCCCGCCUGCUUUGCCCCGCACGCCUGCGAAAUCACAGCACGUUCCCCCCAUUAAUACAAGGCAUGCCUCCGAUGCUGGUUCCUCGCCCGAGACGCCCAAGACCCCGGGAAAACGUGUUUCGCUCCAGCAGCGUUUGGCAGAAGCAGCAAGAAGACGCGGCACACGUACGGUGUCGCAGCCCACAACGAGUCCCGUGAAGGAGGAUGAAGCGAUGGGAGCCGAGAACGUGCAGGCACCCGACCCAGUGGAUGCAGCGACAGACAAGGAGUCUAUUUCUGCGCCCAAAGUGACGACGUUGGAAGAGACUGCCGAGGCGCCGACUGUAGGAAAAACGGCCGAGGCAUCGACUUUUGACGCGCCAGCCAACCUGUAA
Malassezia vespertilionis is the source of this 4350-nucleotide messenger RNA. RefSeq lists its product as uncharacterized. Gene Ontology annotation, biological process: retrograde transport, endosome to Golgi; Golgi to vacuole transport. Gene Ontology annotation, molecular function: syntaxin binding. The transcript has a single exon. Gene Ontology annotation, cellular component: GARP complex. The coding region runs from base 1 to 4350 and encodes 1449 amino acids. The record is from RefSeq and is a predicted model, not a curated record. Lineage: Eukaryota; Fungi; Basidiomycota; Malasseziomycetes; Malasseziales; Malasseziaceae.